AUGAAAUUUCAGAAUGUUUUGGAUAUAACCAGCUUUGAUUAUUGGUUUAAUUGGAGAGUGUUUCUUUGUGCGUUAUGGGUAUUUACUCCUAUGAUUGUUGCUUUGUUCGUUAUAUGGAAGUACGAAGAUAGUACAGUAGUUGAAACUCAACCUCAAAAUGGUACUAAUGAUUCUGGUUUUAGUGAACAUGAUGUUCUAUGCAUUGAUGAUGUUUGGAAACCUUGUCUUAAACAAAUCCAUCCCGGUUGGUUACUCGGUUUUCGGGUUCUCGGGUUUUGCUUCCUUCUUACUAGCAACAUUGUCCGGCUUUCUUUUCGUGGAUUGCGCAUUUACUACUAUUACACUCAGUGGACAUUCACGUUGAUAGCUAUCUAUUUUGGGAUGGGAUCAUUGUUUUCAAUUUAUGGGUGUUUUCAACACAAGAAGCGACUAGCGGCUGAGCAAGUAGGAAAUGAUGCAGAGAACGGAUUUCGUUCGCCUCUUAUAAAUGGGGAGAACAUGGUUUCGGUCGAGAAGAGAAAUACUUCGGAUUCGAAGAUGCUACGGUCCUGUGUCUGUCUCUUUCAGAUUAUAUUUCAGAUGAGUGCUGGAGCAGCUGUGCUUACAGACAGUAUAUAUUGGACUGUGAUUUUCCCAUUUUUGUCUUUACAGGACUACGAGAUGAGUUUUAUGACUGUGAAUUUGCACACGAGUAACCUCGUUUUGCUGCUUUGUGACACGGCUCUUAACCGUCUGAGAUUUCCCUUGUUCAGGUUUGCGUACUUCAUCUUGUGGACAGGAAGUUUCGUUAUUUUCCAGUGGAUUCUCCAUGUUUUUAUCUCUGUCGGAUGGCCAUAUCCAUUUCUCGACCUGUCGUACCAAAUGGCUCCAGUGUGGUAUUUGUUGGUAGCACUCCUGCAUCUUCCUUCUUAUGGCCUCUAUACAAUAUUCGUCAGAAUCAUACGCAAAUUCACUACCUGA
Molecule: messenger RNA, 960 nt
Organism: Arabis nemorensis
Lineage: Eukaryota; Viridiplantae; Streptophyta; Magnoliopsida; Brassicales; Brassicaceae
Source: the annotation of a GenBank genome assembly